Tetrahymena thermophila SB210 is the source of this 4569-nucleotide messenger RNA. RefSeq names its product zinc finger lsd1 subclass family protein. The record is from RefSeq and is a predicted model, not a curated record. Lineage: Eukaryota; Ciliophora; Oligohymenophorea; Hymenostomatida; Tetrahymenidae. The transcript has 11 exons.
AUGCAAAAUUAAGCUGAAAAAUUGGUAUUUUCAGAUUUGAAUUCAGUCUUUACAAGUAGCAAUUGUGGAUGGAAUUUAGCUACAGUAACACAAUGUGGAGCAACUGAUUUAACAGAGUUUUCAAAUUAAAGUGCUAUGGGGUUUUUCGGUUUAGGCGCUACUACUUCUUCAAAAGUGUACACAGGUAUACCGCCUCAUUGGAGUCUUUCUGUCAGAUUUGACCUAAUACUUUACUUAACUUUAGAUCCCAAUGAUUUAAUCUUAGUAUAAAUUGACUAAAAUAGUUAAAAUAAUGAUGGCUAUACUAAAGAUGCUUUUUAUAAUGGGUAUAAAACUUGUAUUCCUUCAAAUUAGUUUGGUGACGAAUUAGUACUUUACUAUAGAAACAUAACACACACAGAUUCAAAUUUAAAAAUUGUUAUCUAAUCUAUUACAGAUUAAUCUAUAUCAGAUGAAGGUUUUGGAUUUAGAAAUUUUUAUAUCUACGUUGAUACUUGUCAUGAUUCCUGCUUAACUUGCAAUGGACCUACUGCAACUCAGUGUUUAACUUGCCCACCCAAUUCUACUUAAAAUGGAAAUACCUGUACAUGUAUUUCUGGAUAUUAUGCUCAGAAUAAUUCUUGCAUAUAAACUUGUUAACCAGGUUUUAUUUAAGAUUCUACUGGAAAACUUUGUGUUUAGGAUUUUUGCUACGCUAUUCAAUGCCAAUCUUGCUAAAAUGGUUUAUGCACUUAAUGUUAGCCUGGAUUUUAUUUAUUAAAUGGGUAGUGUCUAGCUAAUUGUCCUUCUUUCUCUACAUAAACUGGACAAUAGUGUGUUGAUUUGAUAACUUAAAUAAAUAAUGGAAGUUAUUUAUUGAAGAGUAUGUUUAAUACAUAUUUUAGUGAGAGUGAAAUUGUAGGAUCUGGCUUAACUACUUUUGGAUUUUUAGGAUUUAUUAACACCUCUAGCAGAGCACUAACAACUGUAUGUAAUGGGUACAGUUUACUAGGUGGUGCCUAUCUAAGUUCUCAAAAUUCUUACAUAUAAAGAAAAUUUACAGGAUUGUAACCUCAUUGGUAAGUGAUUAUUGGAUACACUUUGUAUAAAAUAGAUUCAUGGAAUAAUGAAAAUGUGCAAUUAAUUGUAGAUGAAAAUGUAAUAGUUACUACAUAAAGAAACAUAAACGAUGGAGUAGCAAAUAUAUGUGGAAGAGUAUCUAUCAACGAUUAAAUUAUCAAAAUUUAAUAAACAUUUACUCAUGCUAGUUCUUCUCUUAGCUUAUUAAUAAAAAGUAAUUUAAAUAGUGAUCCAUUUACAGAAUCUUAUGGAAUUAGAGAGCUCUAUGUAUUAGUUGAUUAUUGUUCUCCUAAUUGUAUAACUUGUAAUGCUUAAGGUUGUAUUAAAUGCUAAAGUAACUAUUAUCUUUAUAAUUUUAAAUGUAAUACCGUUUGUCCAAGUGGUUAUGCCCCCGAUUCAAAUUAAGUUUGUCAACUUUGUGAUCUCUCAUGUUAAACUUGUUCAAAACCCUAGGACAAUACAUCUUGUUUGAGUUGUAACCCUAAUCAUUAUCUCAAUCCAAAUAAAACUUGUUAAAAUACAUGUCCUUCUUCAUAUUGGAAAAACAACUCAAAUUGGUAAUGCUCAGCUUGCGAUUCUACAUGUUUUAACUGCUAAAGUCCAGGUGAUUCAAAUUCAUGUACAAGCUGCAGUGGCUACCGUUUUUUAACAUCAAAUAAGUGCUUAAUAAAUUGCCCUUCUAACACAUUUCCAAAUAUAUAAACGAAUAACAAUAUUUGUUAACCAUGUGAUUCAUCUUGCAAAACCUGUGACGGACCUAAUAGUAACAACUGUUUAAGUUGUAAUGCUCCAUAAUUUUUUUUGCAAAGCACUAAAACUUGUGUAUUAUCAUGCAAUCCAAAUUAGUAUAAAAACAUUAGCAAUCAAACAUGUUCCUCUUGUGAUUAUUCAUGCAGUACAUGCUCAGGUCCCAGUUACACUAACUGUCUCUCCUGUUCAGGAAAUACAUUUUUAUAUCAAAAUUAAUGUAUUGCAAAUUGUCCUGUAAAAUAUUUUAAUAAUGCAUCUAACAACUAGUGCACAGCCUGUGAUUAUACCUGUUAAUAAUGCAAUGGUACUGCUCCUAAUAAUUGUCUUUCUUGCCAAUUACCAAGAUAUUUUGAUCCAACAUCAAAUUCAUGCCUAAUGACUUGCAAUUCAAACCAAUACCAUGAUUUAAACUCUAACUUAUGCAAGUAAUGUGACUCUUUAUGUUUAACUUGUAACGGACCAUUAAUAUCAAACUGCACAAGCUGCAGAUAAGGGUUGUUUUUACAAAAUAAUAUAUGUAAGCCAAUAUGUGAUGGUUCUUAUUAUGGUGAAACUCUCACUAAUACAUGCAAUCCAUGUGAUUCAACCUGUCUAACUUGUGAUGGACCUAACAGUAAUAACUGCUUGAGCUGCUAAGCUCCAAAUUUAUUUUAUCAAUAAGGUUCGAAAACUUGUGUUACACAAUGUAAUUCGAAUUAAUUUAAAAAUACUGCAAAUUAAACAUGCUCUCUUUGUGACUCAUCGUGCAGUACUUGUUAAGGGCCUAGCUACACUAACUGUCUAUCUUGCACAGGAAAUACUUAUUUAUAUUAAAAUUAAUGCAUCUUAAAUUGCCCUUCAAACUAUUAUGGAAAUAAUUAAAAUAAAUAAUGUACUUAAUGUGAUCCUACAUGCUAUUUAUGCAAUGGUGGUGCUAACAACAAUUGUCUUUCUUGUCAAAAUGGCAGAUAUUUAGAUUAAACAUUAAAAUAAUGUGUUUUAAAUUGUAAUUCUAAUUAAUAUGUUGAUGCCAACUCUGGUUAGUGUAUGUAAUGCCACUCUUCUUGCUAAACAUGUAAUGGUCCAUUAAUAUCUAACUGUAAAAGCUGUAAAUCAGGACUAUUUCUACAAGAUAGCUAAUGUAAACCAAUAUGUGAUGGUUCUUAUUUUGGAGAUGUUAUGACAAAUACUUGUUAACCAUGUUUUAAUUCUUGCAAAACUUGUGAUGGACCUAACAAUAAUAAUUGUUUAAGUUGUUUAGCUCCUAGCUUAUUUUUCUAACAAAGUUCUAAGACUUGUGUAUCAACAUGUGAAAUAAAUUAAUUUAAAAAUACAAACAAUCAAUCUUGCUCUUCUUGCCAUUCAACAUGUAGCACAUGUUCAGGCCCUAACGACAUUAACUGUUUAUCUUGCUAAGCAAAUUCCUUUUUAUAUCAAAAUUAAUGUUUAUCUAGUUGUCCAAUAAAAUAUUAUGGUAAUACUUAAAAUAAUUAGUGCUCUCCAUGCGAUCCUACAUGCUAAACAUGUAAUGGUAGUGGUUCCAAUAACUGUUUAUCUUGCUAAUUAUAGAGAUAUUUUGAUCCGAAAACAAAUUAAUGUGUUCAAAUAUGUGAUUCAAACUAAUACCCAGAUAUAAAUUCAGAUUCAUGUAAAUAAUGUGAUAGUUCAUGUUUAACAUGCUCUGGACCUUCCUCUUCAGAUUGUGCAAGUUGUGAAUAAGGUACAUUUUUGCAAAAUGGUUAAUGCAUUUAAACUUGCGAUGAUUCUUAUUAUAUGAUUCCACAAAGUAAUAUUUGUUAAAAAUGUGACUUAAACUGUAAAACAUGUACUGGAACUUCUUAAUUUGAAUGUCUCUCAUGCAGUCCUAGUUUAUUUUUUUUGAAAAAUGCUUGCCUUACAGACUGUCCUGAAAACUAUUAUCCUGAUUUGUAACAGUAAGAAUGCUUUGAAUGUCAUCAAAUUUGUAAACAAGGAUGUAGUGGUCCGCUUUAAGAAGAUUGCUUUUCAAUUAAAUAUUAAUAUUAAAUUAUAUUGUAUAUUUUGGCUUGUAAAAGCUUUAUUUGGAUAGUUUCUACUAUAAUUGGAUAUCUUUAAGAUAAAUAAUAAUCUUAAAUAUUUAUCAAAAUAGUAGAUUAACCUCAUACAGUAGAUAGUGACAGUCCUUCUAAAAAAAGUUAAUAGAAGGAUAAUGAUUAAACUUAUUUUGAUAGAUAUAUAAACUAGUAAAGUCCAAAAAAAAUAAACAUAGAACAAAGUUUUAAUUUUUAAUAAUAAUAACAACAACUUGAUUAAACAUAAAUUUAGUAAUUGUAAACAAACUAAAAUUUGGAUAACAAAAUUAUAAAAACUAAGAGAAGACCUAGAAAAAUUAUACACAAAAAUAUAUUUUAUGAGAGAACUUAAACAUUUAAGGAUAUCUGUGAAGCUAAUUUUAGCUAAGGAACUCCAAAUUUAGUAAAAAGCAUAAGUAAGAUGUCUAGUACAAAUUUUAAUCUAAUUUCUUCAUCUCUUGCUAAAGAUGAAAAAGAUUUAGAUAAAUAAGAAGAAACUAUUCAAUAGCCUUUAGAAAAGUAUAUAGCUGACUAAAAACUUAAAUUCACAAUUGUAAAUUUAUUUUUUAAUUUAAAAAGAUAGGGUUAUAAUUUAAAAUUUUGCAUUUUAUAUAAUCAAAAUCAAAUCUAUUAAAUAAUCCUAAAAAAACUAUACAUUUAAAACAAUACUAAUACCCUCCCUAUAAAUGAUAUUAAUAAUUAUUAUAAUUAAAUAUUAGUUAGGAAAUGA